UGGCUGCAAGCUCAUAACAGUUCAUCAGUCAUUAGAAAAUUUGUCAUCGUUUGAGAGUGGAAACAAGUCUUCCGUCCGUCAGUCUACACGAGGAAAUUCAUUAUCUGUUUACCACGUCAAAGUACAUUGUUUGUGUUUUAAUAACGCGCACCUCCAUUUCUCCUUCAGGUGUCGCGUUUCAGACUGCCGUUGGAGAGAUUAUUACAUCGGACUUGAUUGGUCGACCCCUGGGGGUCAAGGACUUAGAUAGCGCAGUCAACAGCUGGACGGUAAUAGGGACACACCGAGGCUCCGGGAAACAUGGCCAGAACUUUAGGAGGGAUGUAUCUUACUGCCCCGGGCUAGUGACCUCAACCAAGGACAGGUUUCAGGGAACAUGGGGAGCAGGGGGGCACCUGCUAGCCUAGUGGCGUAUGGACUGCUGGCCCUACAGGCUUUGUAUAUGUACUGUGUGGCGGGUGAUAUAGAAGAAGAGUUUCUAUUAAUUCAAGAUAAAUCUUUCUCCAACGUCACCGUGUAUGGCAGAGAGGUUUCCUGUGGCCAGCACAGGCCGGGACUGUUCCCCACGGAAACAUGGACAUGUAACGACAUCAGAGUGGAUGGGAUGAGGAUAGCCUACGGCUACUAUCCAGGCUUAGGCGCGGAUUCAAAGUGCACAGAGACGGGGGGCUUCGAUGAACUGAGGGAACUCUGUGAACAACUGCUGAAAAAGUCGGUGGCCUUUACCGGCAAGCUGUGGGGGGCACAGGUGUCCAAUGCUACCUGUGAUUUUACCAAAGAUACUCGCGUGACCCUCAACAUGGUGAUCGGGGGCUUUGAGUGGCAGGAGAUGGGGCCAGGGCACGGGAUGAUAGAGACAUUGCAGUGUACUGCCUUCCCCAAGGAGGAUGAACACGGGGGCAUGGUGCUCUAAGACUCGCCUUGUGCGCAUACAAUCACACAAACUACUCAAACCAUUAACAUGACGUCACUUCCUUUGUCUUGAUCGCAAUAUGCUUUCCCGCAGGUGUAUAUUUUCCCUUUUUACCCGCAAACUUUCAUUCAUUCAUGACGGGACAGUAAUCCAGAACUGAUAGCGAAUCUUUUACUGUGAUUAUACAAACUGGAUUGUUAUUCGUCUAAAAGAAGAGGAUGGCUCGCCGGAAUAGAUGCUACAGUUCUCUCCCCUUGAUUCUGAUUUGGGAUAUAUUGCUACAAUUAAUGUCUGUACAUACAUGUGAAAACCAACCGUUAUAUUGUUUCUUAACUGUCCAUGUUUUGUUUAUUCGUUCAUCACAGAAUAAAUCAUAAUAUAGAUUA
Molecule: messenger RNA, 1299 nt
Organism: Magallana angulata
Lineage: Eukaryota; Metazoa; Mollusca; Bivalvia; Ostreida; Ostreidae
Exons: 4
Coding region: 377-913 (178 amino acids)
Source: RefSeq, a predicted model, not a curated record